Periophthalmus magnuspinnatus is the source of this 1060-nucleotide messenger RNA. It is a transcript of the gene scamp5a, whose product is annotated as secretory carrier membrane protein 5a. Gene Ontology annotation, biological process: protein transport. Lineage: Eukaryota; Metazoa; Chordata; Actinopteri; Gobiiformes; Gobiidae. Gene Ontology annotation, cellular component: trans-Golgi network membrane; recycling endosome membrane. Bases 249 to 941 code for a protein of 230 amino acids. The record is from RefSeq and is a predicted model, not a curated record. The transcript has 7 exons.
UGUGUGUAAAAUAAAGACCAAAAAUCACAUCAUAUCGAUUUAUCCACAACUCUAUAAUUGGAGGAGAGAUAUUUUAGCCACACCAGAUUUAACCUAUGUGCUUUUAUCGCUGUUUCUUUAAUGCAGACGGAUCCAUAGGAUGCUAAAACACGGAGGCUUUUAGCUACGCUGUGAACGAAAGUUGUGUCUUUAGAAAGCAAAGUCAAAUUUGUGUGCAAGUCCCCCCAAAAAAAACCUAAAGUAUCAUCAUGGCUGAAAACAACUUCCCCCCACUGCCACGGUUCAUCCCACUCAAGCCCUGCUUUUACCAAGACUUCAAUGAGAUCCCAGACCAUUGCCGGACUAUGUGCAAACGCCUUUACUACCUAUGGAUUUUGAAUAGUGCCACUCUGGCAGUGAAUCUGAUUGGUUGUCUGGCGUGGAUGUGUGGUGGAGGUGGAGCGACUAACUUUGGCAUGGCUAUCCUCUGGCUCAUCCUCUUCACGCCUUGUUCCUAUGUGUGCUGGUUUAGGCCCAUAUACAAGGCAUUCAAGACUGACAGCUCCUUCAACUUCAUGGCUUUCUUCUUUGUUUUUAUGGCUCAAGUUGUGAUUGCUAUCAUUCAGACAGUUGGGAUCCCAGGCUGGGGAGUGUGUGGCUGGCUGGCGACCAUUACCUUCUUCAGCACCAACAUCGGCUCAGCUGUUGUGAUGCUAAUUCCCACCAUCAUGUUCACUGCAGUGGCUGUGCUCUCCUGCAUUGCCCUCACAAAGGUUCAUAACUUCUACCGUGGCAGUGGAGGGAGUUUUGGUAAGGCCCAGGAGGAGUGGACCACCGGUGCCUGGAAGAACCCUCACGUCCAGGUUGCGGCUCAACAGGCUGCAAUGGGAGCUGCUCAGGGUGCCAUGCAACAAAACCAAUACUCUGCAGCACCCACCUACAACUACGAUGAGCCAAUGUAGGACAGAAGGGCAGAGAGGGAGAGAUAAAAAAGGGAUCAAUUAGGAAUUCAUAAUUAGGUGCCCUUCAUUUCAACAUGAUUCUGAGAGAACAAUGGGUUGCAUUCAUGUGAUGUAAUUUU